Molecule: messenger RNA, 1662 nt
Organism: Neospora caninum
Lineage: Eukaryota; Apicomplexa; Conoidasida; Eucoccidiorida; Sarcocystidae
Exons: 1
Coding region: 1-1662 (553 amino acids)
Biological process (GO): protein phosphorylation
Molecular function (GO): protein kinase activity; ATP binding
Source: RefSeq, a predicted model, not a curated record
AUGAAAAGAAUUUCGCUGGCGUCCGUUCGCUUUCUGGUUGUUACUUGCCUACUUCUACAGUGUCUCCCUCGUGACCAGUGCCUUGCUCACUAUGGCAGCGACUCAGAUGGGUCAAACGCGCGGCCGUCUGGAGGGGCUGACUGGGCGACACGGACGCCAGCUCCCGCUGUAGGGGACUAUGGCGAGUUGACGGGCAGUGUUUCUCGGACGCAGACUAAACGUGUGUAUGGCGCUGGACUGUGGCCCAGGGUACGCUCCCUGGCAGUGUCGCGAUUCCCUGGUGCAGAAGAGGAGCAGUGGGAGGGGGCAUACGCGCGUGGUGACCUUCCCCCUUCACAGGUCGGAGACGUUCUGACACAGAGGAAAGGUAGAACGGGAAGGUCGAGAGUUCAUCAGCGUGUCGUAGUGACUCCAGAACCACAUUCCUGGAAUCACAGGGUUACUGUCGCUAAGGGACAGGCUGUUAUACCCGUCGGCUUUGAAGGUAGCUUCGUUGAGAGCCGGUCUUUGCUUGCCACGCGUUCGCCCCCAAGGGCACUAGUUGACUGCCAGGGCCAAGAGGAAGUCCAGGCCGCUGUCACGAGGUGUUCUGUCGAAGUACUCGCAUCUCCGGAGCAGCAUGCCGCGAAGGAGGUCUUAGUGAGUCUAUUCGACGACGACCGGAUUCUGAAAGUCAAGUCCGCUUUCAAUGGCGCACAGUACAUGCUGGCGGGACCGGCAGGCUUCUUGGGAAUAGGAGUCGACGGGAUUGUGUUGCGUUUGAAUCAGCUGGAAGAUGGAGCGGCAAGACAGCGAACGCAGGUGGCUGCAAAAAUAUGCAUCGUGUUUAGAAGGUUUUUCGAGCGGCUCUCCUGGUGGGGCAAACGCCGGCUCAGGAAAAAGAUAAAGAGGAAGUGUUUGAUGAAGGAGAGUUCAGUCAGGCGUGCUCUCCCAGGUGUGACCCCGGAGGAAAUGCUCGAACACGGUCUCGUCGUUCCAACGGAUGUUGGCAGGUUAUCCAAUCUACCCACCUGGUUUCCAGCGGGCCAAGGAUAUUUUGUGCUCCCCGUCGUUUCCUUAUAUCCUGUAUUUUCUUGUGACCUCGAGCAGCUGAUUCACGGCGACCUAUCGGAUUCGGCAAAGUUGUAUGUUACCCGCCGGUUGGUACAGAGCGUCGCGUGGAUGCAUGAAAAAGGCGUUUCCCACAAUGACUUGAAACUUGAAAAUGUCCUGCUCAGUGCCGACGGUCAGGUUGCCAUCGGCGAUUUUGGUUUAUCAAGCAGUCUCGGAUCUGUGUCGCAAGCCCUCGGCACUCCAGCGUACAUGGGCCCCGAAACCGCAGAAUCAUGCCUGCGACAAGAGAAAGUCGACGUGGUUGCAACGAGAGAUGCAUGGGCACUGGGAAUCCUUCUUUUCACGUUGUGGUGCGGAGUGCUUCCAUUCGGUUUAGGGCAGAUAGCUCAUCUCCAUCCGCGGGCCGUGGUCCGGUUCAUAGUCACACAGGCAACGGGGACUCCACCUGUACCCGAGUUCCAGCUGUGCGGCCAAAUCCCAGCUGCGGUCAGGGAACUCAUUAGCGGAUUUCUACAGUGGAACCAUGAAGAUCGACGUCUUCCCGGUGAUGUUGUGGAGGCGUUCCUGGAAGCUACACACAACGGUGGUGGCGAGAGGUCUCGUCGGUGA